AGCUGAUUGCUGGAUGUGAGCAGCUUGUGAGAGGCGCCGCUUAAACAUCGGCUACGGCAGUGUAAGGCGACUCGCGAUUUCCCAAGCCACCUCAGCUUAAGCUUUCAACAUCAACCAACCUUGUCGCCCAUCAAACAACUCCUCGUCCAUCGUCCGCCGCGCCUCAAUCUCUCUCUCAGCAUCGCAUACCGUCAUCUCAAACCGAAUCUCUGGAUUCCUCUCCAUACCGCCACAGACAAGAGACUGAGAUCCAGCCGCAACUCAACCUCACUGAAGGAACCCAGCACGAGCUGCAUUAGCCUCACAUCACGCAGGACGGGCACCUGCUAUGGGACUAGCAGCCGAUUCCAAGGGACUUCAGCACUCAUAACUACCCACCUUCGCCAUCUAUAUCUCUCAGCGCCGACUCUCUCAUCACCAUGUCGAAUCAGGCGCCGGCCCAGGGCACAGGCGCGGCUGGCUCUUAUGCAGGGCAGCCAGCAACGUCACCGGCCGGUCCGCCUGCUGCCGCCACGACUGCAACAACCGCGACUGGGGGUGCAAUGUCGAAUCAGAACCUCAACCAAAUUGUGACGGACUACUUGCUCAAAAGAGGGUUCAAUAGGACAGAAGAAGUUUUCCGUCAAGAAUCGAAACAUCUGGGCAGUGACGGCAAGCCAGUCCAGCAACUAGCCAUCCUGGGCCCGAAGAAGUACGCAAGAGCGUUCCGACUAUUGAAGGACUGGGUCGAAAACAACCUCGAGAUCUACAAGUUUGAGCUCUCAAAGCUUCUCUGGCCGACAUUUGUCUACUCCUUCAUCGAGUUGGUCGGAAAUGGAUACACGGAAGAGGGCAAGUCAUUUCUCAAGGAGAUUGGUCAGCAUUUCCAAGCGACGCACGCAGACGAUCUGAAGACGUUCUCAUUAAUCACGCUCCCGCAACAUGUCAACGAAAACUCCGUGACCAAGCUGUACAAGGAGAACAAAUACCGCAUCCCCUUGAACCAACACGCCACCGGCGACCUCUUCAACUUUCUUGAGCGCGAGUCUGACCAAGGCGGAUCUGUCAUCCGACAGCUACUGGUCACAUAUUGCCAGAUUGACUCCACAGCUCGCGGACCUAUCACGCCCUUUAGCUUUGAGGCCGUCUUCAGGAGGAGUAAGAAUCUAGAACUUGAGGAUGUGGACGCAAAGGAAGGCAUUCCGGGUGUCAACAUCGGCUUGUCUAACAAGGACAUUCUGGACCCUGCUGCGCCUCUCAGCCUUGGCCCUCUGCCUAUGGACCCAGAUCUUCGCGAUGACCUUCGAGCCGAAAUUGAAGACGAGGAGCGACGGAAUCCUCCGGGCGGCCCCAGCCUGAUAGAGGAGCUUGACCAGAAAAUUAAGAGGGAGGAGAGCGCAGACGCUCCAAGUCGAUCCGAUUUACCAUUGCCGCCAUCUCGCCCACGAGACAUCAUGUUGGAGAUGCAAAAGUUGCGGGAAAAUAGGGACCGGUUCAAGAUCGAGGGACGGACUGGUGGCGUGGGCGUGCCUGUGAGCGCUUGCAUGUUUACCUUUCACAACACACUUGGGAGCGUAUCCUGCUUGGAGUUCUCCGACGAUGGACAGCUCGCUGCCGUGGGCACUACUGAAUCCUAUAUUCGCGUCUGGUCUCUAGAUGGCUCUGCACUGCCAAGUUCAAACGCUCACGAGAAGGGCGCCAAGUUCAACAGUCGGAAACUGAUCGGACAUUUUGGGCCCGUAUACGACAUUUCGUUUUCCGAUUCAGCUUCCGGGCCUCCGCAGAAACUGUUUGGUGACGAAGGCCGGCAGAAUCCGGCGAUCGACGGGCGGCCGAAGCUGCUGCUGUCAUGUUCCGCGGAUGGACAGAUCCGGCUCUGGUCUCUCGAGUCUUGGACAUGUCUAUGCGUGUACAAGUCGCACGAUGGACCCGUCUACAGGGCACAGUGGAGUCCCCACGGGCAUUACUUCUUGAGCGGCGGCUACGACAAGGUUGUUCGGGUUUGGAUGCAGGACCAUGCCUCGCCCCAACGGCUGCUGGUCGGGCACGACACAUCCAUCUCGGCUAUCGCAUGGCAUCCCAACGGCAUGUACGUCUUUUCGGCGUCUGACGAGACAGACAAGACAGUCCGCAUGUGGUCGGUUGUGACGGGAGCCUGCGUCCGAGUGUUUACAGGGCAUACCGAGCACAUCAGCGCACUGCGAUGUGCCCCCAACGGCAAGAUUCUGGCCAGCGCAGACAUUGCUGGCAACAUUUUCUUCUGGGACCUCGUCAAGGGGACUCGCAUCAAGCGGUCCCGCGGCCACGGCAAGGGAGGCAUCUGGUCGCUCAGCUUCAGCGUCGAGUCAAACAUUCUUGCCUCUGGAGGCCAAGAUGGCACGGUUCGGUUGUGGGACGUCGAGUCGCCAGCGGACCCUCACAAGGCUGCUCAGCAAAAUGGCCUCGAGGCUGCCGCUGCUGGCACUGAAUUGGCCAUAUCCGGCGCCAACGGAGAAACAUCAAGGUUGAACACGGCUUCGGGACAGCCGACCAGCACGGGAACAACCACGGGCGCCAAAAAGAAGAGCAAGGAGGUGAUGAUUACUCCUGAUCAGAUCUCUUGCUUCCCCACAAAGAAGACGCCUGUGAUCAAUGUCAAGUUCACUCGGAUGAACCUUGUCAUGGCCGGUGGAUGCUACGACCCUGAGCGAUAAGGA
Molecule: messenger RNA, 2675 nt
Organism: Trichoderma citrinoviride
Lineage: Eukaryota; Fungi; Ascomycota; Sordariomycetes; Hypocreales; Hypocreaceae
Product: WD40 repeat-like protein
Exons: 5
Coding region: 420-2672 (750 amino acids)
Biological process (GO): transcription initiation at RNA polymerase II promoter
Cellular component (GO): transcription factor TFIID complex
Molecular function (GO): protein binding; RNA polymerase II general transcription initiation factor activity
Source: RefSeq, a predicted model, not a curated record